Messenger RNA from Coccomyxa subellipsoidea C-169, 558 nucleotides. RefSeq lists its product as hypothetical. The coding region runs from base 1 to 558 and encodes 185 amino acids. Lineage: Eukaryota; Viridiplantae; Chlorophyta; Trebouxiophyceae; Coccomyxaceae. The transcript has 4 exons. The record is from RefSeq and is a predicted model, not a curated record.
AUGCCACUAAGGGUCGUGUCGCUCCCACUGGACUACGAAGACGUGGACUUCGAUGCCGUGCUGGAUCUGGCUGCGCCCAACAUUCAGCCUCGAGGGGGUCUAUCCGACAACGAUCAGGAGCCGGGAGGCAGGGGAAGGCAUAGCAGCCGCAACAGAACCGGCCAAGGCCUGGGGAGCACGGACUUGCCUGUGCAGCGCAGGCAGCCCAGAAGAGCCCAGAGCAGGCUCGUGGUGCCACUCGAGCAGCCGGAAGCAAGCAGCUCAGAUGGGAAGGAACCUGUGCGAGGCAGCGAUGCUGACGGCCUGAGAGCCAUCAGGAAAAACAACCGGCGCACGCAGCAGAAAUUCCGGGACCGGCAGAGAAAUCACAAGCUGGCGGUGAGCGAGAGCCGCGCAGAGGAGCUGCAGCGGGCGCUCGACCGGCUGAAGCUGGAGAGAUCGGCGGUGGCAAAAAACCAGCGGCUCCAAUGGGGAUUGGGCAAAUUCAGCAGGAAGAGGCUGUCGGCAGUGGCGGAGCGGGCACCAGCGCUGGUGCUCCUGCCACCCACCUCAGCAUAG